This is a messenger RNA of Sparassis crispa, 759 nucleotides long. RefSeq names its product V-type proton ATPase subunit D. Gene Ontology annotation, biological process: vacuolar acidification. The coding region runs from base 1 to 759 and encodes 252 amino acids. The transcript is spliced from 4 exons. Lineage: Eukaryota; Fungi; Basidiomycota; Agaricomycetes; Polyporales; Sparassidaceae. The record is from RefSeq and is a predicted model, not a curated record. Gene Ontology annotation, cellular component: fungal-type vacuole membrane; vacuolar proton-transporting V-type ATPase complex. Gene Ontology annotation, molecular function: proton-transporting ATPase activity, rotational mechanism.
AUGUCUGGGACAGGACCUCGCGAAAAUGUCUUCCCCACGCGCAUGGCCCUCACCAAUACCAAAUUGCGGCUAAAGGGGGCGCAGACGGGCCAUUCGCUACUCGCCAAGAAGCGCGAUGCGCUGACGGCGAGAUUCCGGGCCAUACUCCGGAAAGUCGAUGAAGCGAAGCGCAAGAUGGGCCGAGUCAUGCAGCUUGCGUCCUUCUCCCUGGCCGAAGUCACAUAUGCUACCGGCGACAUAUCCUACCUCGUCCAGGAACAAGUCAAGACGGCGACGUUUAGAGUCAAGGCAAAGCAGGAGAACGUCUCCGGUGUCGUCCUUCCUGCUUUUGAGGUCGAACGCGUACCAGGAACUGACUUCAACCUCACAGGUCUCGGACGCGGAGGCCAGCAAGUUCUGCGCUCGAAAGAGGUUUACGCGAAGGCGGUCGAGACGCUGGUCGAGCUUGCAUCUCUGCAAACAGCAUUCAUGAUCCUCGAUGAGGUCAUCCGCGCAACCAACCGCCGCGUGAACGCCAUCGAACAUGUCAUUAUUCCCCGUCUGGAGAACACCGUAAAGUAUAUCACGAGCGAGCUUGACGAGAUGGACCGAGAGGAGUUCUUCCGACUGAAGAAAGUUCAAGCAAAGAAGAAGCGGGAUGCCGAGGCAGCGGAAGCUCUGAAACGCACUCUUACACAAAGUGAAACAGAACCCGAGGUCACUAUAGGUGGCGGGGGCGGCGACCUGCUCAGCAGUAAGGACGAAGACGUCAUUUUCUGA